Pecten maximus is the source of this 1326-nucleotide messenger RNA. RefSeq lists its product as uncharacterized. The transcript has a single exon. The coding region runs from base 1 to 1326 and encodes 441 amino acids. Gene Ontology annotation, molecular function: catalytic activity. NCBI's taxonomy places the organism in Eukaryota, Metazoa, Mollusca, Bivalvia, Pectinida, Pectinidae. The record is from RefSeq and is a predicted model, not a curated record.
AUGAAAAAUCUUCAAGCCAAUAUAGAAUCUAUUGCAGUUGAUUUUGACGAACAUGUAUGGUGCAGCAUAAAUUUGAAAAACAAAGAUAAAUUACUUGUUGGAAACAUCUACAGAAGCCCGAACAGUGACAACGACAAUAACAUCAAAUUGCAACACCUUUUGACAGAAGCACUGAAACGAAAAUUUAGCCAUACUCUAAUAACUGGAGACUUCAAUUACAAAGAGAUCAAUUGGAAAAACUGUUCUACAUCAGUUACUGAAUUUCAUCCAGCUUAUAGGUUUCUAGAAACAACAAAAGAUCUUUUCCUCAGCCAGCACGUUCAGUUACCUACUAGAUACAGAGAGGGUCAAACUGCUAAUUGCCUAGACUUGGUUUUUACCAACGAAGAGGGAAUGGUUGAUGGAGUUGUACAUUUACCUGGACUUGGUCAUAGUGAUCACUUACUGUUGACUUUUAACCUUAACUUGUAUUCCGAAAUUACGAUUAACAACACUGUGAAAAAGAACUACUUCAAAGGAAACUACGAUAACAUCAAAGAAGACCUAAAAAAAAACAAAGAUUGGCAUUCAUUCCUAGAGGGAAAGAGCGCAGAGGAAUCGUGGAAAGCCUUCGCUGAAUUUGUAUCAAUAUCAGUAGAAAAAAACGUUCCAGUGAGCAAAGGCAAUUACGAUCAACCAAAGCAAUCAGCACCCUUAGACAAGCUAACUAGAGACAACAUCAAGGACAAACAUAAAAAGUGGUUAAAAUAUCAACACUGCAGAACAUCGGGAAAAUGGAAAGAAUUCAAAUUAGCGAGAAACAAGGCGACAUCUUCCAUUAGAGCGUCUAAAUAUGACUUUGAACGUAAUCUGGCCAAUCACAUAAAAGCCAAUCCAAAACAGUUCUGGAAAUAUAUACGGUCUAAAACCAAAGCAAGACAUUCCGUAGGAGAAUUGGAGGAUUCGAAUGGGGAGAGAUGUAGUGACAACAGAGAAAAGGCUAAUAUGUUUAAUGAAUAUUUCUCCAGUGUUUUCAAAGUUGAACCAGACGGAGUCCUACCUUCGUUCACGGCUAGAAACUUCGACACUGUGUUGGAAAACGUCAUCAUAACAAAAGAAAAAAUCAAAUCAGCAAUUUCGAAACUGAAUCCAAACAAAUCUUCUGGUCCAGACAUAUUUCACCCUAAAUUGAUCUUAGAAACAUCUGACGAACUAAUUGAGCCGCUAGUAAUCAUAUUCAAGAAAUCAAUAGAAGAAGGAUCACUACCAUCGGAUUGGAAGGUUGCCCAUGUAACACCAAUACACAAAGUGGGUCCAGACUUAAAACAGAAAAUUACCGUCCAAUAA